GCUUUAGCAGCGACUACUCGGACAUUUUGAUCUUCCUGCGAAAGUUGGUGAGCAAUGGAGACAUAGCGUCUAUGGAGCGGGUUUUACAUGCUUUGAAAAAAUUGGAGAGGACCAGCAGCAGAAGUGGCCGAAUGUCAGAUUCCGUAUCAGCCAUCUCCCCAGCCCACCCUGGCUGUGGUACAGCUGUGAAGAGAACAUGCUAUCGCACGCAUGACUAUGAACGGGUGGAGAUCUGUGCUAAAGUUGGUGAGCACCGUCGCCAUGAACUCGGUCCGAAAUGCCUGGCCGACAGACGGACGGCAUUGCUGCAAGCGUCUCGGUCACCAGUUCAGAGGCAAGCAGUAGUUUAUGCUCCGCCGGAUAUCCGAGAACUUGUUAAUAUGGAGUGUAGAAGUCGAACCAAUGAUACUGAUACUGAUUACUUUGACUUGACGUUGCUGCACUGCGCCAUUUUUACCGGCAAUGAGAAGAUGGUAAAAUGCUUGUUGAAAUGGGGAGCUGACGCAACAUCAACUUUGGUCUUUGAGUUUGGUGGAGAUUUUCCCGGUCACGCUUGGAAGCACACUCCGAUUGGUGUUGCCGCUGUCCUGAAGCAUGCUGGUGUAGUGAAGUGUCUUCUAGCAAGCGGUGCAUCGCCAUAUGAUGGUGGCAGUUGGGGCCCCCGGCGCUUCUACACGUACGGUUUGUGUAGAUAUGACGCUGCAACUUGUGAAGCACUGUGUCAAAACCCCAAGUACCCUCCGCCGGUGUCAGAGACAUGGAGUUCCCAACAGCAUGGUUGUGAAGAAUGCUUCAUGCGCAUGCUGCCCUACUGCCGUUGGGACACAGCAUGCUGUAGGGGAGGACUUGGUACUAUCAUGAUAGCCCAUAUGAAGCGGGUGCCAGAGCUAUUCCGAGAAUCAUUCCUGGGCAUGGCCAGUUUCACCGUCACUGAACGAUUAUGCAAGCGGUUUUGGUGUGCACUCAACUUGAGGAAAGCUUGUUACAACAACGCGUACAUCUAUGAGAGGCUUCAUGGAAAAGCAAUAGACACUGCCGAGCUCACCAGUUUUGCCCAUUCUCUUCUCCAAGAGGGUACGGAUCCAGCUGGUUUGUCAAUCUCCGAUGCGGAUGCACUGUGUAGCGCAUGGCUGCAGCUCAGUAUUGAGCAGGCCGAGUUGCAUGGCCACAGGCCACCUGUAUCAUUUAUGAGCAGAGAGAGACUUAGUGAGGCUAGAGACCGCUAUCUUGCUUACUUUCACUCGCGAGCUGCAGUUCUGGCUACAUGUGUCAAAGAUGAAACAAAGCAACAAGUACUAAAGAUUCUCCCUAGAGUUGACCCUCAUCUAUCCGUGACUACAUCUGCUGCAUACUUCAGUUUCGGUACGCCACCAGUUGUUCACAGACUUCUGUUGACGAGAACAGCCAAAGAUCCUGUUGUGGAGCUGCUGGUGAAACAUGGUGGUCUUCCUGGUAUAUCAAGUGUCGACGAGAUACCAUUUGUUGAUGGAUGUCUUCACGAUGGUCCAUCCUGCUACUGCAAUGUGGAGCUAUCAGCUGCUCAGCGGAAAUGUGGUGACUUCUGAACAAUGAGGCAAUGGCAUCAAGUCAGUAGUGUGCAGUGUGUGGCUGUCUCUCUGCCAAUGGAUCUGUGACAGCCGAAGCCCGAUGUUGCAGUUUGCUGGUUAUGGCCA
Messenger RNA from Sycon ciliatum, 1673 nucleotides. RefSeq lists its product as uncharacterized. The transcript has 2 exons. The coding region runs from base 72 to 1565 and encodes 497 amino acids. Gene Ontology annotation, molecular function: protein binding. Lineage: Eukaryota; Metazoa; Porifera; Calcarea; Leucosolenida; Sycettidae. The record is from RefSeq and is a predicted model, not a curated record.